Molecule: messenger RNA, 1635 nt
Organism: Cucumis sativus (cucumber)
Lineage: Eukaryota; Viridiplantae; Streptophyta; Magnoliopsida; Cucurbitales; Cucurbitaceae
Product: uracil-DNA glycosylase, mitochondrial
Exons: 5
Coding region: 150-1106 (318 amino acids)
Biological process (GO): base-excision repair; base-excision repair, AP site formation via deaminated base removal
Cellular component (GO): nucleus; mitochondrion
Molecular function (GO): uracil DNA N-glycosylase activity
Source: RefSeq, a predicted model, not a curated record
AGUCAUUGACCGUAACAAAGGACAUGAGGAGACAUAAGGAGGCAAGUCUCAUACCAUCAAUUUCAAACCAUCUUUGGAGAGAUGAAAGGUUUAUAGCGGGAUUUUACCUUGCUUCCCGCCAUUGAACCACACUCCUCUCCACACCUACAAUGGCUUCUUCCUCCGCUUCACUCUCAUCCAAAACCAGAACCCUAAUCGACAUCUUCCAGCCAGCGCUUUCCAAACGCUUAAAAACCUCACAGACGUUGAAAACCUUAGCAACCAACGACGACAAAUGCGAUUCAGACCUCACAUUGGCUUCCUCUUCCGCUGACAUUUCUGCCUCCCAGAUAUCCCGCAUGGAAACCAACAAAUGGAUCGCCAGAUCCAAGCGCAAUCUCAAAACUUGCUCAGAUAGGGUUUCUAAAUGGGAGAAUGGAUGUGUGAAGUUGGAGGAGCUUUUGGUGGAGGAGACAUGGUUUGAAGCUCUUCCUGGAGAGUUCCAGAAGCCCUAUGCUCUUAAUCUUUGCAAAUUUGUACAGACUGAAAUUUGUAGUAGUGGUGUCCCUAUUUAUCCUCCUCCUUCUUUGAUCUUUAAUGCUCUGAAUUCUACCCCUUUUGAUAGGGUCAAAGUUGUUAUUCUUGGCCAAGAUCCUUAUCAUGGGCCUGGUCAAGCUAUGGGUCUUUCAUUUUCUGUUCCUGAGGGAGUUAAAAUCCCAUCUAGUCUUCUCAACAUAUUCAAGGAACUGAGGGAUGAUCUUGGUUGUUCCAUCCCAUCCCAUGGAAAUCUCGGGAAAUGGGCCGUUCAGGGAGUCUUGUUGCUUAAUGCUGUUCUCUCAGUUCGAAAGCAUCAAGCGAACUCUCACGCUAAGAGAGGAUGGGAACAAUUUACUGAUGCUGUCAUCAAGACAAUAUCACAAAAGAAGGAAGGGAUUAUCUUUCUACUUUGGGGAAACUCCGCUCAAGCGAAAUUGAGGUUAAUUGAUGAGAAAAAGCAUCACAUUCUCAAAGCAGCGCAUCCUUCUGGUUUGUCUGCUAACAGAGGCUUCUUUGGUUGCAGGCAUUUUUCUCGAACAAACAUACUACUCAAGGAAAUGGGUACUGCUUCCAUAGAUUGGCAACUUUGAUCCAAACAUGUGAACCAUUGAAGUUCAUUUUUUGUGGAUACACUUUAAGAUCCCCAGUCAUGCUCAGACCUGCUUGCUUGAUGACUUUUUGUUGAAUUUUCACUUGUCGCUUCACCGUUGUUUAAAUGUCGAGAUGCCCAUCCUUUAUCUUUUUGUAUUAUAGUGUUUAUUCCUGCUGUUUGAUUUUUAUUCCAAAGCAGCAGCAGAACCGUUCUUUUUAUAAAAUAGGGUAAAAUUAGAAGUUAGUCUUUCAUAUGGUGACCAGUGGUUUUCAUAAAUCAGGCUAGAUGUUUUGUUGUACCUAACUUUUGGCGGUUCUCUCAAUCCUAUCAUGGGAAGUGGGAAGAUUCAUAUUAGUCCCUGUCGAGUGUGGAUGGAAGGAUAUGGGUAGAACAUUAACUGCCCUUCUUGUGCUUUCAAUAGUAAAGUUGUAAUUUUGAAGAAAGAAAGAUGACUUGUAAAACAAAGAAGAAAAGAAAACACAUGUGCCUCCAAUGCUUAAGUCAUAAUCCAGGGAGCAACUUACCUU